Osmerus eperlanus (European smelt) is the source of this 4269-nucleotide messenger RNA. RefSeq names its product T-box transcription factor 3a (gene tbx3a). The transcript has 7 exons. Gene Ontology annotation, biological process: positive regulation of DNA-templated transcription; cell fate specification; regulation of transcription by RNA polymerase II. The record is from RefSeq and is a predicted model, not a curated record. Bases 652 to 2772 code for a protein of 706 amino acids. Gene Ontology annotation, cellular component: nucleus. Gene Ontology annotation, molecular function: DNA-binding transcription factor activity, RNA polymerase II-specific; RNA polymerase II cis-regulatory region sequence-specific DNA binding. NCBI's taxonomy places the organism in Eukaryota, Metazoa, Chordata, Actinopteri, Osmeriformes, Osmeridae.
UAUGGGGCACAGAAGCGCUAGGAAUAUCUUGGUGCUGGGACCUUACCACCUCUCCGCCGUCAACAGACUCCUUUCUCCGCAUACGUCUUUACUGAAAUGUGUGUGUGCGUGAAAGAGAGAGGAAGACAGUGUGUGCGUGCGUGUGAGGGUGCAUGUCUGGAACAAGUAAAGACAGAGGAAUUAUUCCGCGCUAUCGAAAUAUUUCAACACGUCGCUUCUGCGUGAGGACCGAAGCCAGCGAGCCUUGAGUGAAUUUUAACAGGAAUGCCGAUUUAGUAAACAGCAGCAAGAGAAGAACUCGGACAACGAAUGAAAUCAGUGACUCACCCUUCUUGGUUUUAAUCCGAAAAUUGUUUGCAAAACGCCACCCAAAAAAAAAAAAAAAAAGUGUUCGACGCGCGUCAAUCUCUUUUGAAAAUUUGUAUCUCAACACUCCAGAAGAUUAAUGGAGCACAUUUUUUCAUUUCUUUUCGCAGACACUUGGUUAGAACUCGCACGUGAGCGACAGUAAGAGAAUUCUUCCCAACUGGUCGAUACCCGUUGUUGACCGUGGAUUUUUCCAAUAAGUUGUGAAAGACUUUGCGCAUAUAGUAGACUACAUCGUCCAACUAUACCCUAUUUAUUUUAAUAACAUUUUGUACCUGGCUUUGGAUGAGCUUCCUGAUGCGAGAUCCAGUCAUACAAGGAACGAGUAUGGCAUACCAUCCGUUUUUACCUCACCGGGGUCCGGAAUUUGCCAUGAGUGCAAUGCUGGGCCACCAGCCUCCUUUUUUCCCGGCCCUGGCUAUGCCUCCCAACGGCUCCCUGUCUCUCCCGGGCGCCCUGGGGAAGCCGAUCAUGGACCAGCUGAUGGGCGCCGCUGAAACCGGUCUUCACUUCUCCUCGCUGGGUCACCACGCAGCCGCCGCGCAUCUCAGGCCUCUGAAGAGCCUGGAGCCGGAGGAGGAGGUGGAAGACGACCCCAAAGUUCACCUGGAAGCCAAGGAGCUCUGGGAACUCUUCCACAAGCGAGGCACGGAGAUGGUCAUCACUAAAUCUGGAAGGCGAAUGUUCCCACCGUUCAAAGUGAGAUGCACGGGCUUGGACAAGAAGGCAAAGUACAUUCUUUUGAUGGAUAUUGUUGCAGCCGACGACUGCAGGUAUAAAUUUCACAACUCGCGCUGGAUGGUGGCUGGGAAGGCGGACCCCGAGAUGCCAAAGAGGAUGUACAUUCACCCAGACAGCCCGGCUACCGGCGAACAGUGGAUGUCAAAAGUCGUCAAUUUUCACAAACUCAAACUGACGAAUAACAUCUCCGACAAGCACGGAUUUGUAAGUUCAUCUAAUACUAUCCUGAACUCCAUGCAUAAAUACCAGCCCAGGUUUCACAUCGUGCGAGCCAACGACAUUCUUAAACUCCCGUACAGUACGUUCAGGACUUACGUUUUCCCUGAAACCGAUUUCAUUGCCGUGACUGCAUAUCAAAAUGACAAGAUAACUCAAUUGAAAAUUGACCACAAUCCGUUCGCAAAAGGAUUCCGUGACACGGGCAAUGGAAGACGAGAGAAGAGGAAACAGCUGGCGCUGCAGUCCAUCCGCUCCUACGAGGAGCAACAGAAGAAGGAGCACGGGACUUCCGACGACUCCUCGGGGGAGCAGACUCCGUUCAAGUGCUUCGGCCAGGCCGCGUCUCCCGCGGUGUCUACCGUGGGGCCUCCAAACCUCAAAGACUUCUGUGAGAGUGAUGAGGACAGCGACGACGAGAGCAAGGAUGGAAACCUGAAGGACCGACCGGACUCCAGUAAGAUCUCCACCACCACGGACGAGGGGAAGGAGCUGGAGGCGAGCCCAGCCAAGGACCACGCGCUGGGGAGCAGAGAGCCCAGCGCCCGGGGGAGAGACGGAAGCUCCAGAACAGAGAGGAGCCAGGCAGACUCUCGGCACAGCCCCGUCACCACCAUCUCCAGCACCACCCGCUCUGGGGACGACCUGAAGAGCCCCACCCAGGACCCCCCCAAACCAGAUGAGUGUCGUCCCCUCAUCAAGGACAGCUACAUGCCCCUGACCGUACAGACUGACAGCAGCGCACACCUGAACCACGUGCACAACUUUGGAUUUCCCCCGGGUUUGGCGGGACAGCAGUUUUUCAACCACUUGGGGGGCGCGCACCCCUUCCUCCUGCACCCCGGCCAGUUCAACAUGGGCGGAGCCUUCUCAAACAUGGCGGCAGGGAUGGGGCCCCUGCUGGCUGCGGUGUCGUCCGCCGGCGUGGGAGCCCUGGACAGCAGCAUGGCUCCGCCCUCCCAGAGCCUGGCAGGGACCGGCCUGCCCUUCCACCUGCAGCAGCACGUGUUGGCAUCCCAGGGCCUUGCCAUGUCUCCGUUCGGGAGUCUGUUCCCGUAUCCUUACACCUACAUGGCGGCGGCCGCUGCCGCGUCCUCCGCAGCCUCCUCCUCGGUCCACCGACACCCGUUCCUGAACGCGGUGCGGCCGCGCCUCAGGUACAGCCCGUACUCCAUCCCCAUGAGCGUCCCGGACAGCACCUUGCUAACCACCGCCAUCCCGUCCAUGGCCGGCGGAGGCGCAGAGUUGAAGGGGGACGGCAUGGCCACCAGUCCCGUCUCGGCCACCCUGGACUCAACCUCGGAAGUGACCAGUCGCUCGUCCACCAUCUCCUCAAUUUCCCCAAAAACUUGCUCUGAGAAAGACGCCAGUAACGAGCUGCAGAGCAUCCAGCGUCUGGUCAGCGGACUCGAUUCCAAACAGGACAGCGCGCGGAGCGUGUCCCCGUAGACUUUCACCACUUUCAUUUUUUGCCGUUUGUUGUUGUGAUGAUAUUGAUCACGGGGGCGAUAAGGACUCGGUAUGACGACACCGUUCUAGAGUAUGCGGGUUUAGAAAAACGGACAUAUUUGAACAGUUUCGAUUUUUGAAAAUGCACUUUGGUUAAAUACACAUCUGAUAUGUAUGUUUCUCUUUUUUUGUUAAUUUAAACUAAACACUUUUGAAUUAUCCUGUUCUUUGAAUACCGUACAAGUAUUGAAACUGAAAGUUUGGCAUGGAUGAGCUUUCACAGAUCUAAGAAACAUUGCUGCUGUGUCUAAAUGUAUUACAAAUGUCGAGUUGCUGAGGUAACGAAAUUGGUUUGAGUUCACGUGCACUCCGAAUUUGUAAAGCUAUUUGAACACACUUCCCAUGAUGUUAGAAACACUGCUGCGUUUUGAUGUAGGCCUAUUAAUGACAUAACUAGACCAUUUGAGGCGCAUAGGCUAUUAUCCUGCUCAUAAGCUGGUGACUGCAUGACAGCCUGCAGCCUACAGACCGGUGUCUCGUGCAGGACUAGGUUUUACAGUUCACGCUCACCCCCUUGUUGAAGCCAGUCUAACGUCAAAUUCAAAUUGUGAAAACAAUUAAUAAGAUUAGGCUACUUACGUCUAAACUCAAAUGUUCCCCAAAAAAUAAUUAAAAAAACAGAUUCCAGUUAACUCGUUUCUUGUAUUAAAAAAUUAAGAAUGAAUCCACACAUUUUGGAUCCAAAUGCUGGCACUUGUUUAAAGUCGACCAGACACAGCCGACGUUGUACGCUUCUAUGAUGGCAACUGCCCAACUCGCAUGCCGAAAUCAGCGCGUUCAAAAGGGCAAAGGGAAUCUGAAAUAAAACUGAAAGGUAAUAUUGAUUAUAAAUGUAAAUAGUGAUAUAUAAAAUAUUUAUGUAAUUAUUUCAUAUUGAUAUUGCGUGUAAAUAAAACGGAGUAGUUUGUUUUUAGGGAUUUGUCCUUAAUUUAUUGUCGAUAUACCUGUGUAAAGAUAGUUUGUGGGUUAAUAUCCUUGUUUUGUCAUCUGCAUUUUAUAUCCCCUUGAAUAUGGAUUCCCCGUAACUCCUCCCCCCCCCCCCCCCCCUCAUGCUCAGAGAAGCUCUUUUAGCAAACACUCACGUGCCAUUGUAUUUUACCUGUUGUCUUCGUGUGUUCACGUGCUCCUGUUCAAAUGAAUGAAAGCAACAGCACACUGCACCAAUGGCUUGAAAAUGUUGAUGAAUCAUUUUUCUUUGAGAAUAAAAUUAAAAAAACUUUCGUCUAAGUGUGACAAAAUUGACGAAUUUUCUGUAAAAAAAAAAAAUACAUUGCAGCCUGAUAGUAGAAGUGCGCAUCUUAUAAAAAUAUGAAGGUUUCUUUUGUGUUUCUAAAGUUGUCAUUGGGUUAUGUUGUAUUUGAUUUUGUCUAGUUUACAACAUCAACGACGUGUUCUUGAAAGUUUCAAUAAAAUAUUGAAAUGCAGUCUUUAUACGUU